GCUGGGAAAUGUUUGUCUGCUGCUUUGCAACUUGGAACCGCAGGACUUCAGCAUUCCAGCAAAGACCAUGCCGGGCAGGGUGGUGGGCCUCCCGGGCGUCUACCUUCUGCUCCUCUUGCCUGUCUCGGCCAGCCCUUGCCCCAGCCGGUGCCUGUGCUUCAGGACCACCGUGAGAUGCAUGCACCUGAUGUUGGAGGCAGUCCCGGACGUCCCACCUCAGACAAACGUACUGGACCUGCGCUUCAACCACAUCAAAGAGAUCCGGCCGGGGGUCUUCAGGAAUCUGAGAAAUCUCAACACCCUGCUCUUGAACAACAACCAGAUAAAACACAUCGCCCGGAAAUCGUUUGAGGAGCUUCAGAACUUGAAAUACCUGUGA
Sphaerodactylus townsendi is the source of this 379-nucleotide messenger RNA. Its product is annotated as peroxidasin-like. Bases 68 to 379 code for a protein of 103 amino acids. The transcript has 3 exons. The record is from RefSeq and is a predicted model, not a curated record. Gene Ontology annotation, molecular function: protein binding. NCBI's taxonomy places the organism in Eukaryota, Metazoa, Chordata, Lepidosauria, Squamata, Sphaerodactylidae.